AUUCCGUCGAGAUCCGUCGAAAUCCUACGUCCGAUCCGUUUCCCUGCGGAUAAGAAGGGUUCAUGUGCAAAGAACGAAAAAAAUAUCCCUCGAGUCUGAAAUCCUCCCAUCCUUGGAACCAUGUCUCUGCUUCCAUUCCUAUAUCCGCUCCGAUUUACUCUCCAUACACACCCGCAUCCCAAGCCAAUGGUCUCUCCCUUUGGCUCUAAAAAUUACACCACGUAUCGUUCUAUGCGAGAAGCUCCUAAAUUUUGGUGCUCCAGUUCCAGAGAAGGACCUAGAGAAUUCUGCUCGAAGGAGAAUAUGGGAGGGAAAGAGUGCGAAAUUUUCCGGCCAUGGGACGUUCCAUGGGAUUGGAAGGUCACGGCGUGUGUCAUGAUGCCGUACUUGAUGAGCGCUAUUUUCACAGGAUUCACGCAGUCAGGAGGACCAGAUGGAUUACUGAAGCCUUACUCUGAGACCAUGCUCUCUCAAAUACAUAGCACUGAUGAAAUAGCAAUGCAAUUGUUUAUGGAUCAGCUGUUAAAGUCAGCUGCCAAGCUUUCAGUUCUGUACAUGUUUGUCAUGCCACACCAGCCAUUUCCAGAUGACAUCUUUUCUUUUAGAUGGGGACGACCAUUCAAUCUCCAGAAUGGCUGGAUUCUGUGGGCAAGUGGAGGUUUAAUAAUUGCUUGUUUUGCUGUUUUUCUUGUUAAAGCUUUAAUAUCUGGGUCCAGUGCUGGUCAGACACCAAAUCAGGCAGAAUUUUUGGGACAGUUGCUGCCAUUCAUUGAUUCAUCAGAUCUCAGCACUUGUUGUCUACUUGGCACCUUGGGUAUCCUUGCCCCAGUUUGCGAGGAGACAGUGUAUCGUGGCUUUCUGAUGACAUCCUUAACAAAAUGCAGGUUUCCUCUUCCUGUCUCAGUGGCUUUGAGUUCUGCAUUAUUCACUAUUGCACACCAUUCUCCUGGAAAAUCUAUAGAAAUUUUUAUUUUUGGAUUGUUGCUAGGGCUGGUGUAUGCUCAUACACGAAAUCUUCUUGCUCCAAUUACAAUGCAUGCAUGUUGGAAUGCUGGUGUCAUUAUCAUCCUUACUUAUCUUCAUUCACAAGGACAUGAAAUCCAGAAGUAUGUUCUAUGAUUUGAUUACUAGCGCACCACUGCUUAAUGGUAUUGGAUUGGCACUUUUCUUACAAGGCUUGGUGCUCAAAUAAACUGUAACCACCAUAUGAGCAGAGGACUAAAUAUUUCCUAUCAGCAAAGUGGCAUUAUGGUGAUGCUGUUAGAGAAAUACCGAGCUCAAGCAUCAAGAUAGAAGAUCAAGGAAAUUAAAUUUGGAGAAUAUAAGCUUUUCUUCCUAGAGUAGAUUGUCGAAUCUGGGAUUGAGGCAAAGGAGAUGAGCAGGAUCUUACUCCAGAGUGUGAUUCCUAUGGGCCUCAUGAACAGCAGUCCUGUGGUUCACUUGCUGUAUGCUCUGUCUUUGAUACUAAACCUCACUUUCUGAGUUUCCCCCUUGGAACAAAGAUUCCUUUUAGUUUAUAUUAAUUGUUAAAAGAUUCCUUUUAGUUGAUAUUAAUUGUUAUGCCCUUGGGCUUUGGACAGAC
Molecule: messenger RNA, 1582 nt
Organism: Elaeis guineensis (African oil palm)
Lineage: Eukaryota; Viridiplantae; Streptophyta; Magnoliopsida; Arecales; Arecaceae
Biological process (GO): CAAX-box protein processing
Cellular component (GO): membrane
Molecular function (GO): metalloendopeptidase activity
Source: RefSeq, a predicted model, not a curated record